AUGAAUCUACUUUCUCAGAUGUACGCAUCGAGGCAGGACGGCGGCGGCUCUCAGUACGGGCCUGGUUACAGCACGAGCCCUCGAGCUCAGUACCUGCAGGGAUAUGUGCCGUCUCCUCGCACAGUAGCUGUCGUGACUACAAGCGAUCCCUCGCAGUUCUCUCCUCUACUCGUCCCUGUCAGUGUGCUGCCGACCGCAUCCCUGCAGAACUACAGCUCUCCUCACCUGCAAACUUCUCCGAGGAAGUACAUGAGCGAGGAUCGCCUCUACGUCACUGGGACAAGCAACUACAACAGUCAGAGCAUGAACGUCAUGAGCUCCUCGCAACAACCUUCACACUAUGCCAGCUAUCUCCCGAGAGACCAUGAAAGCCAUCGGCAGCCUCUCUACCCAGGCCCCAGCCCGAGCAACGGGAACCCCUACGAGUCGGAGCACUACGACACGCACACGAGCUACCUCAACAAGUGGGGGAUGCGAAAUCUGUCUCCUCGAUCAUCAAGGAGCUCCUUGACAAGAGCCGGGGAUGCUGCGAGCGAAAAGUAUGUGGAAGUUCCCGUGGAGAAGAUCGUGCUGCAAGACAGGGAGGUGCCGGUGGAUAGGAUAGUACAGAAAGAGGUGAUCAAGGAGAUCCCUGUAGACCGCCCUAUAGACAGGUUCAAGACCAUCACCGUCGAGAAGGUUGUUCGGAAUGAAGUCCCAGUGUUUGUCGACAAGAUUGUCAAGGAGGAAGUUCAAGUCCCCGUUGAGAAGGUAGUGGCCGGGGCCAGCGAGAACGGAUUCUUCCGAGAGGUCGAGAAGGUUCGAAUCCAAGAAAAGUUCAUUGAAAUUCCAGUAGAGAAACUUGUAGAGAAGGAGAUAGCGGUUCCUGUGGACAAGAUCGUCGAGAAAGUCGUCGAGAUCCCAGUAGAGCGUGUGGUCGUCAAGGAGGUGCCAGUGGAGGUUGAAAAAGUUGUCAUCAAGGAAGUUCCGAUUCCGAUGGAAAUUUUGGAGGAGGACGAGGACGGGCUCAGCUUGCGCACCUCCAACGGCUACCAUCCUUCCAAAGCGUCGACAGAGAGUGAGGAGGCCAACCAGCCUCCGAAGGCUGACCAGCAUGUCGUGAGCCUGCUCCCCAAGGAGAGAUGUGCUGACAGCUGUUUGAUGGUUGGCAAUGGAGACGCUCGCAAUCCUCAACAUGUGUACACUGAGAACUGCGUGCUGAAGACACAAAUAGCAAGACUUGAAAGUCAGCUUUCAAGAUUUCAGUUGGCAACUUCGAUACCUCUCUUGUAUUGCGAUGUUGUAGACAACGACGUCGCGCUUCUGACCUGGAACGCGAUCGCGACUGCGACGACCUACAGGUUGCAGAUGCUGCCCCUCCUCGAUGUCAACCCCUUGAGGGACGAAGACUUCCAUACCCUCUACGUCGGCCCCCACUGCGCGUUCCGCUUCCCGGACCUCCAGGGAGGGUUUCGGUACUACUUCAGGGUGAGAGCCGAGAACGAGUGCGUCCACACGGCCUGGAGCCUCAUGUGCAACAAGCUGCUUCCUCGAGAUCCAAAGAACAUAUCGCAGGGAUCAUGCUGA
Guillardia theta CCMP2712 is the source of this 1566-nucleotide messenger RNA. RefSeq lists its product as hypothetical. The coding region runs from base 1 to 1566 and encodes 521 amino acids. The record is from RefSeq and is a predicted model, not a curated record. NCBI's taxonomy places the organism in Eukaryota, Cryptophyceae, Pyrenomonadales, Geminigeraceae. The transcript has 19 exons. Gene Ontology annotation, molecular function: protein binding.